GUCCUAUACAGGCUCAGGUUCAACUUCAUGACGACGACGUCUCGUCCAAAGCUGGCGUUCUUUACGUUUGAAAGGGCACAACGUAAGUGACUCACCAAGUAGAAGUUAGGUCAGAGUCUAGAGAGCUUCUUUGGGCGUCCUGAGUUGCUGUUCCAGCUUCAGUAUCUGCUUCACAGGACAUUUCCUACGCAGUCCCACGAAGAGGGUUUUCAGGAGACUCCCCCCUCAUCAGACGAAUUAGUUUAUCCUUCCACCUGCGCAGUAAUCAGGAAGAGAAGCAAAGGGGUUAACGGGAGCGAAGCACAUUUUUGCUGCUCUGGAACACCUCGGUAGGGUUGUCUUUGGCCACGAGAAGCGGCCCCUUGAUUGAGCAAUGCCGCGACGGAGGUACCAGCCCGUGGGUCCGAACGAGAGGUUGCCGGACGUUGGGGCGCAGCGGUACAUUGUGAAGCGCAGCAAGCGCUGCAAUUAUGCAAUGAGCAUCACAAAGCACCCAGACCCGAUUGGCGAGUCUCUCGCGCAAGAGGCCUGGUUGGAAUCGUUUGAGGGGUACGGCCCGCCCGGAAUGGCCAAGCCGACAAAGUUUUUAGGGCUUCAGGUGUGGCCCCCACCGUUUGCGGCGGCGCUAAGUCCAAUCGGAAAAGAGAUCGGGACGGUCGGAAAGGUCGUUUUAAAAUUCAGCGAACUUAUCGAAGCGGGGCUCCCGGGGGGCGGCCGGCGCGACGAGGACGAGUAGCAGGGUCGGUCACUUUGUACGGAGGAAUAAGGGCCGGUCAGUCACUAGUGUAGCAGCACAAAGUGUACAAUGGCUAGAAAGCGUUUCGCUUAGAUCGUGGCUUGACUCUAGGCUCGUGAGUCGAGAGGCUCGCAAGAGGGGGGCGCAAGGGGCGCUUUCCUCAAGUAGAUUGUAGAGUCGCUUAACACAGAAAAGCUGCAGGAUCAACUCGGAAGGUAGACUUAGCCCGCUUGAUCACGCGUUCGGGCUCAAUUGUUUGUGCAUCUUCAAUUGUCGUUGUUUGCAAGGAUGGCCUCUGGAUGUUCCCUUGUAAGCCCGUCGCGUCGAUUCAAAAUCAUGAC
Molecule: messenger RNA, 1077 nt
Organism: Klebsormidium nitens
Lineage: Eukaryota; Viridiplantae; Streptophyta; Klebsormidiophyceae; Klebsormidiales; Klebsormidiaceae
Source: the annotation of a GenBank genome assembly